Molecule: messenger RNA, 231 nt
Organism: Clunio marinus
Lineage: Eukaryota; Metazoa; Arthropoda; Insecta; Diptera; Chironomidae
Source: the annotation of a GenBank genome assembly
AUGCUUUUGAGUGAAGCUUUAAGCUUUCAAAUGAAUGGAUACGAAAAUAGUUGGCAUUGGCAAAGCGUUUUUAUCACAGCGAGCUUCACGCUGUCUCAGAAUUUAUUAUGUAAGCUCCUCUAUAAGUUUUACUUAUGUAGAAGAACUUUUAUGUUGAUGAAAAUUAGUCAAUUUGGUUGUUUAACAAAAAUGCUUCAAUUAUUGAGAACUUCUGAAAAUGGAGUUGAAUGA